Molecule: messenger RNA, 1410 nt
Organism: Trametes versicolor FP-101664 SS1
Lineage: Eukaryota; Fungi; Basidiomycota; Agaricomycetes; Polyporales; Polyporaceae
Exons: 7
Coding region: 1-1410 (469 amino acids)
Cellular component (GO): TRAPP complex; Golgi apparatus
Molecular function (GO): protein binding
Source: RefSeq, a predicted model, not a curated record
AUGGAGCUCCCACGUGCAGAGCCGCUCUUCAGUCCCCCCGCGCCCGUCGGCGAACCUGAUGUCCCAGACCCUUUCCUGAAGGAGCCGGUCGACUCCGAAGACGAAUCUGUUUCGGACACGGCAGAGGAGGGUCUCUCUCCGUCUGCAACGCCUGCCAUAGAGGAGGUCACCCUUGCCCCGGCUGAACCCGCUACCCCCUCAUUGCCCCGCUCACCAAAUCUUGACAAGUCGGUGCCCCCGACCCCGCUGCCCCCAGCGAGUGACGACGAAGACGAGGAUGAGGCUCCAGAGUUCUAUUUGCCUGGUCUGACGCUGCCGACCAUGUUCUUGCCAAUACCCAACACAGACCCGCUAAGCACACUCUUGACCAAAUAUGUUCCCGCUGAGAAGCGACCACCACGAGACUUGACAGGAGAUUACUCCCGUGCAGGAGGAGAGCUGCAUCCGUUGAUUAUGACGAAUAGUUGGAGGGCGGUCGCGCGGCAGGCGCGAGAUCGCAUUGUCGAAGCCGACCCAGAAGAAGUCCCGUACAUCCUCUCCCUGUGGUACCUCCGCCUCUCCUCCCUCGCGCGCAUGCGCCUCUUCAACCAGACCUCCGCCGAGUGCACGAACCUCUUCGCCGUCCUGCACGCUCUGGAGCCGCGCGAGACACGCACGUAUCUCUUCGACCGCGUGCUCCCAUUCGAGCUCGAGGUGCUCUACGCAAAGCUCAAGUACUGGGCGGGCGACCACGUCGGCUACCUCGAUGCGCUCGCCGCGCUCCUCCGCCGCUGCAAGGCGAAGGCGCGGGCGGCCAAGCACGACCAGGCCGCCGCUGGGAUGUGGGUAGAGCGCGGCGCGCGCAUCGUUCUCAUUAUCGCGUCGCAGUUCGUCGAGAUGCGGGAUUAUACGGCGGCGGCGAGGCUCCUCGAACCUCUCUGCAUGCAACCUGGGGGCGUGUCCUCGCCUGCACUCCGCUCCGCCGUGGCCCGCAUCUACCUGCAGGGCGGGUACGUCGCGAUGGCAGCGAAGCACCUCGCGGCCGUUGCGGAGGACCCGACCGCGGACCCUGUGCAGAAGGGCAUGAACGCAGCGCUGUUUGCGUCUGCGGAGGGCGACUGGUCCCGUGCGACUGUUGAGCUGCAGCGCAUCAUCGCGGCGGAUCCGGAGAACUUCGUCGCCGUGAACAACCUCGCGGUCGCGCUGCUCAACCAAGGGCGGUUGCAAGAGGCGAUCCAGCUGCUCGAGGACGCGCUCCGGACGUCCCCCGCCACAAUCGUGACGGCUGAGCCGUUCCUUUUCAAUCUCUCUACGCUGUACGAACUGCGCUCGGCGGCCGGCGCGGACAAGAAACGCGAGCUCCUCGUCGAAGUCGCGAAGUGGGCCGGGGAUGGCCUGCGCACGACUUGCCUGAAGUUGCCUACCACGUAG